AAGGGAAGUUACCCAAAUCCAGGACAUUCAUGCUUGAUCUAAAAACAACAAAAACGUUUUUUGGACUUAUUGUGGGUAAAUUGAAAUUCAGUCGACUAAUUGCAGCACUAUAUUAUUUGUGAGACCAACGUGGAGGGGGAAGACUUUCAGGAGGGACGUGUAUCGCAUCCCACCAGUCACCAUGGCAGAGGAUACGUUGAUGUUGAACCUCUCGUCUGACUCAGCUCCAGCAUGUCACUCGAAGAGUUAUCAGAGACCAACGUCUCAGGAAAAAUGGGCUUUGAAAAAAGCACAGAAACGAAAAUACUCAGGAAUACAGAAAGGGUUACCUAAUAAACAACAGCUCAAUGGGCCUAAGACCAAGGACCAACAGCCCCCCGAGGACAUGGAAGAAGAGGAUGUACCAACCCAUAAAAACCCUGUCCAAAAGCCAGCACCAAAGGAUGCAGCCAAAGCCUUGUCCCUUGAGGCCCCAAAACCUGCCCAGAGAUUCAAAGCCCAGACAAAAAUGACUCCAAAAAGUAAACAUGGUGGGGAACACAAAGGAGGAGAGGACUGUGUGUUCAUAAAGACUUCGUCCCUCUUUAGAAAUAACCCAGAUAUCCCAGACAUCCACAGGCCUGCUGUGACCCAGCUGAAGGAGAAAGUCUUCACCAGCGACUCAUUUGCGGAGCUGGACCUUCACCCCCACCUGGUGGCGACGCUGACCAAAGUGCUGAAUAUGACCACUAUGACCAGUGUCCAGAAAGAGACCAUUCCUGUCCUCUUGUCUGGUCAAGACGCUGUCGUGCGCUCUCAAACAGGAUCGGGUAAAACUCUUGCCUACGGAAUACCGCUUGUUCAGUCGUUACAAGCAGUGGAACCAAAAAUUAAGAGAGGGGAUGGGCCUCUUGCUGUCAUUGUGGUCCCCACCAGAGAGCUGGCCCAGCAGAGCUUUCAGAUCUUCCAGAAGCUCCUCAAGCCUUUCACAUGGAUCGUGCCUGGAGUCCUGAUGGGGGGGGAGAAGAGGAAGGCAGAGAAAGCCAGGCUGCGUAAAGGGAUUAACAUUCUGAUCACCACGCCGGGCCGACUGGUGGACCACAUCAAGAACACGCUGAGCAUAGCCUUCAGCGCUGUCCGUUGGCUCAUCCUGGACGAGGCUGACCGGAUUCUGGACCUGGGCUUUGAGAAGGACCUGACAGUGAUCCUCAAUUCCUUGAAUGCCACUGGACCUCCCAGGCAGAACGUGCUCCUGUCUGCUACUCUUACAGAUGGCUUAUCCCGGUUAGCUGCGAUCAGCAUGAAGGAGCCGGUCAGCAUCCAGGUGGGAGAGAACUCUGAGGGGAUCAACAAUCUAAUUCCGGACCCCACCACAGUCCAGGGCAAGUCGGACCGCUUUGCUGUUCCCGAGAGGCUGCAGCAGCACAUGGUGGUGGUUCCCAGCAAACUAAGGCUGGUCUGCCUGGCAGCCUUCAUCCUGUCCAAGUGCAAGUUUGAGAAGGGACACAAGAUAAUUGUGUUUGUGUCGAGUUGUGAGGCAGUGGAGUUUCUGCUGAUCCUUUUCAACGCCGUGCUCUCUGGGCCAAAAGCCAAACCGCAGCCUCCGCUCAGCUUCUUCCGUCUCCACGGCAACUUGAAGCAGGAGGAAAGGACAGAAGUUUUCCAAGAGUUCUGUCUCUGCAAGACUGGAAUUCUGCUCUGUACGGAUGUUGCAGCACGUGGACUUGACAUGCCUCAGGUGACAUGGAUUGUACAGUACAACCCUCCAACCACUCCAGCAGAGUAUGUGCACCGCGUCGGGCGAACUGCCCGUAUAGGAGCUAGGGGAAGCAGCCUUCUCUUUCUCACCCCUGCUGAAAUGUCCUAUGUCACUUCUCUAGCAAAUCACAAUAUCAGCCUGUCCGAGAUGAAGAUGGAGAUGAUUCUGUCAACGCUAAUGCUGGACGACCGCUUCAAAGUCAGGGGAAAGUAUGACGGCAAGAAGUCUUCUGGGGCUCCGGAGCAGGAGGUGCAGGAAAGAGCAACUGUCCUACAGACGGAGUUUGAGAAUGUUGUCCAUAACGAUAACAACUCUGUCCAAGCAGCCAAGAGAGCCUUGCAGUCCUUCCUACGGGCGUACACUGCCUACCCAUCCAACAUGAAGCACAUCUUCCAUAUCAAAGCCCUGCACCUGGGCCACGCCGCCAAGAGCUUCGGCCUGAGGGACGCCCCACGGGGCCUGGUCACUGCCCCUGCCAAGGGCUCCAACAAAGACAAGGGACAGGCCAAGGGCAAGAGACCUCUCAAGAAGUUUAGCACUGAAGAUCGGGUGGCCAGUCUCACGCGCUCCGAAUAUGCCAGCGGGAUUGAUGGAGACUCCGCAGCCAAAAAGAAGAAGAAAAGCCAAGCCAGUGGGGAGGAGGGACGAGUGGAAUAGCUGAAAGGUUAUCCCCACUCACCCAGGACAGCUCUCCUAAACCAAUCUCUUGUCCCUAGCAGCUAUAGUCUAGACAUGUUUGUGACGGCCCCUCAUAGAUCUAAACCGAUCAAAUUAUAGUUGAAAAGGUAAUAACUCCACCUAGCCCUUUUUUUAUAGGUUAGGUGGAGUAUCUGUCAUUUGAUAUUCAUUUCGCCCAGUAUCUUCUCAUCUAAAAUGGUGCACCUAGAACGGGUGAAGGGGUUCUAGGGGUUGAUUUGUGAUUGUGCUGGUUGUGUAGCUUAAGGAUGGGUGAAUUCCAUCCUUAACAUAACUGUUUAACCCUCUACCUUUGCACAAUCACUGUGUGUCUACAGAAUUGAUCCCAGAGCCGUGCUUGACACACAACCCCAAGUAUGGGGCACCAGAAGUUGACAUAGUGAGUAUAGUGUUUUUCUUUAGCAGUUCAGAACAGACUGACAGUCUCAGGUUGUGUGUAUUGUUUUAUAAUGAAUUAAUUGUAUGGUGAGCCACGCACCAUGGUCUAUCACGUCGACACAAGUUAAGUAUGUCACCGUUUCAUGAAAAGAAUAUGGUUGUUCUCCAGAAUGUCAGAAUUGUAUUUUCAGCUACUGCAUCAAUUGUAAUGUUGGUAUACAUCUGUGUGGAUAUGACUUUAAAUGAACAUUUUCAAGUUUGAAAAUACAUGUUUGGUGUUGAAUUUGUUUCAUAAAAUAAACCCAGAUCAUGGAAAGUGAUAAAGGUAAUGAAACAAAAUGCAAUCGUGCGAUCUAAAAUGUUUCAGAAUGUCAGAAAUCAUAUAAGUAUACAAAACAUUAAGAACACCUGCUCUUUCCAUGACAUGAGAGGUGAAAGCUAUGAUCCCUUAUUGAAUUCACUUCAAUCAAUGUAGAUGAAGGGGAGGAGACAAGUUAAAGAAGGAUUUUUAAGCCUUUAGACAAUUGAGACAGGGAUUGUGUAUGGGAGCCAUUCAGUGGAUGAAUGGGCCAGACAAAAUAUUGAAGUGCCUUUUGAACUGGGUAUGGUGGGUGCCGGGCGCACUGGUUGGUGUCAAGAACUGCAACGCUGCUGUUUUUUUUAAUGCUUAACCUUUUUCCAUGUGGAUCAAGAAUGCGCCACCACCCAAAGGACAUCCAAGCUUACUUGACACAACUGUCAAAAGAAACUCUAUAUUAGGAAGCUGUUCCUAAUGUUUGGUUUACUCAGUGAAUAUGACCUCAUGUUCCGAUAAAACAAAAGAAAAUUACAAGUGUGAUCUUUAAAAAAAAAACUUUUCACAUGUUUUUACAUUUGCUACUUUUUCCAGGUGAAUACAGUCUUACAAAUAGGCUUUUUUAAAAACUUUUAUUUAACUAAGCAAGUCAGUUCUUAUAUACAAUGACGGCCUACCGGGGAACAGUGGGUUAACUGCCUUGUUCAGGGGCAGAACGACAGAUUUCUUUGCCUUGUCAGCUUGGGAUUCGAUCCCGCAACAUUUCGGGUACUGGCCCAACACUCUAACCACUAGGCUACCUGCCGCUAUGGUUGGUUGAUUGGUAUGCUAUACAGGUAUUGGGCGUUUGUGGGCUUUUAUUUUCAUAUGUAUCAAAGUUCUAUUCUGCAAAUUUAGCAGAAUCUUUUGUAAUACUACACAAAUUACUGAAAAGACAGGUUAAGAAUGGACAGAGAUAGACCUAUGUGUUCAUCUUAUCAUAUUUAUCCAAUGCCUAAUCAGUGUGUCUUCUUUGUAAUGAAACUGUCCCUGUUUGCAAAUAAUAAAAUCUGAUAUGUCA
This is a messenger RNA of Oncorhynchus masou masou (cherry salmon), 4167 nucleotides long. It is a transcript of the gene ddx31, whose product is annotated as DEAD (Asp-Glu-Ala-Asp) box polypeptide 31. The transcript is spliced from 21 exons. Bases 182 to 2395 code for a protein of 737 amino acids. Gene Ontology annotation, cellular component: nucleus. The record is from RefSeq and is a predicted model, not a curated record. Gene Ontology annotation, biological process: ribosome biogenesis. Lineage: Eukaryota; Metazoa; Chordata; Actinopteri; Salmoniformes; Salmonidae. Gene Ontology annotation, molecular function: nucleic acid binding; RNA helicase activity; ATP binding.